Molecule: messenger RNA, 816 nt
Organism: Momordica charantia (bitter melon)
Lineage: Eukaryota; Viridiplantae; Streptophyta; Magnoliopsida; Cucurbitales; Cucurbitaceae
Gene: PNSB2
Product: NDH-dependent cyclic electron flow 1
Biological process (GO): carbohydrate metabolic process
Cellular component (GO): cytoplasm
Molecular function (GO): glucose-6-phosphate 1-epimerase activity; carbohydrate binding
Source: RefSeq, a predicted model, not a curated record
CCUCCUCUGAUUGGACUCUUAAGGAUGUCGAUUCCGACGCCAUUGAUGCUCUGCAGGUGGAGUUAAGCCGCAGUAGCAAGCAAAUGGAGAUUACUUAUGUUGUCACUCUCUAUUCAGAAAGUAUGGCGACCGCCGUGAUCGUGAAGAACACGGGACCUAAGCCGUUGACGCUAAAGAGCGCAAUUCUAAGUCAUUUCAAGUUCAAAAGACGAGAUGGAGCAGCCAUCCAGGGGCUUCAAGGUUGCUCUUACUGCGCUCACCCGCCUCUAUCUUCCCCUUUCGAAAUAUUGUCUCCAUCGGAAGCAAUGAAGGCYGACGACCCCGAGUGGUUCUCGUUUGGCUCUGAGCCUCAGGAAAAAGCAGGCUCAUGGAGCCUCCAAGAUGUGCCCUUCACCAUGUUGAAGAACAAGUUCAGCAGAGUUUAUGCCGCCCCACCGGCUGAGAGACUGAAGCCCAUAUAUCAUACCACACCUUCAAAGUAUGAGACUCUUGAUCAGGGGCGAGAGCUGUUCUUCAGGGUGAUAAGGAUGGGGUUCGAAGACAUAUACGUAUCAAGCCCAGGUUCAUCAUCCAACAAGUAUGGCAAAGACUACUUCAUAUGCACUGGCCCUGCUUCCAUGUUGGUUCCUGUGACUAUAAAACCUGGUGAAGAGUGGAGGGGCGCCCAAGUGAUCGAGCAUGAUAACUUGUAAUUAAUUCUCUCUUCAAAAUCUACAUUUUACCCAAAUUCACUGUGAACAUUACACCACAUGAUCAAGUACAAGUAGCAGCCAAAAUUUACAUAUGCUCCUCCAUUUUCGAGGACUUUAUUUGUAA